GCCCCCUCAACCCAACCCCGGAAUUAUCCUUCUCUGGGCGGUCAGUUUCAGGGACGGGCUAAUUUCACUACUAGAAAGACGUAACACAGGAACAACAGAGGAAUAACAGAGGAAUAACAAAGUACGGCUAUCUCCGCCCUAGUCAGCUUUCGAUUUUGAUAAAUAGCGACGAAGUAGAGCACAGUCGCAUUCAUCUCGUUCAAUCAUAACCAUGGCAGCCCAGGAUUUUAAUAUUUUACUGGCGACAGAUUCAUACAAGAUCACACACUACAAGCAGUACCCUCCCAAUGUCAGCAAGGUCUACUCCUACUUUGAGUGCCGCCGCAAAAAGGGGGGCACCCAGUUCAGUGAGAUUGUGUUUUUUGGCCUUCAGUACCUCCUGAAGAAGUAUCUUUCAGGACAAGUCAUCACUGAAGAGAAGAUUCAGGAAGCCAAAGUCUUUUACCAGAUGCACUUUAGACAGACUGUGUUUGAUGAGGAAGGCUGGAGGAAAGUGCUGGAGAAGUAUGAUGGCCGUCUCCCAAUUCGAAUCAAAGCGGUUCCUGAGGGGAAGAUCAUUCCCAGAGGAAACGUCCUCUUCACAGUGGAAAACACAGACCCAGAUUUCUUCUGGCUCACCAACUAUAUUGAGACCAUGCUGGUCCAGAUGUGGUAUCCCAUUAGUGUGGCGACCAUCUCCCGGGAGUUUAAGAAGAUCCUGGCCAAGCACCUGAAGGCCACAUCAGGCAGUCUGGAGGGCCUGGACUUCAAACUGCAUGACUUUGGCUACAGAGGGGUUUCCUCGCAGGAGUCUGCGGCAUUAGGCGGGGCGGCCCACCUGGUGAAUUUCUGCAGUACAGACACUGUAGCAGGGCUACUGAUGGCCCAGCGAUACUACGGCUGUCCCAUGGCAGGCUUCUCUAUGCCUGCAGCAGAGCAUAGUACGAUCAUCUCGUGGGGGCGGAGCAGGGAGAAGGAGGCCUUCGAGAGCAUGCUGGACCAGUUCCCGACAGGGCCGGUGUCAGUGGUCAGUGACAGCUACGACAUCUUCAAGGCUUGUAGAAACAUCUGGGGGGACAAGCUGAAGGAGCGCGUGAUAGAGCGGAGCGAAGACUCCUGCUUGAUCAUCCGGCCUGACUCGGGAGACCCCGCUGAGACCCUCAUCGAGGUGAUAAAGAUUUUGGAGGAGUGCUUUGGUUGCUCUCUGAACUCUCAAGGCUUCAAGGUGCUGCCAUCUUACCUGCGUAUCAUCCAGGGCGACGGCAUUGAUCUAAACUCAGUGGAUGAGAUCCUGGAGAAGUUGAGUGACGAAGGCUGGAGUGCUGAGAACGUGUUCUUUGGCUGUGGGAGCGCCCUCCUUCAGAAGCUCAACAGAGACACACUCAACUGUGCCUUCAAAUGCAGCUAUGUGGAGAUCAAUGGGAAGGGGAUGGAUGUGUACAAGCAGCCUGUGACCGACCCGUCCAAGGGGUCAAAGAGAGGUCUUCUGUCACUUAGGAGAAACUCUGAUGACUACAUUGAGACUGUGGAGCGAGGGGUGGGCAAGCCACAGGAGGACAUGCUGGUGAUUGUGUUUGAGAAUGGCUCCAUCGUGCAGGAGUACACUCUGGAGGAGAUCCGGAAGAAUGCUCGGCUCCAAGAAGACUAUAUCGCCCCUUCCCAACACAACCAGGACGAGCCCAAGAGCCUGGAGCUACACCAAAAACACAUAAUGAACGGGGUGCAUUAAGCAACCAACACACCCACCUGUAAAGCAAUGCACUAACUGUCUGAAAACUGGAGGCAUAACGUAUAAUGAACUGGGUUUACUCAUUGCCAGAAGGCCUACUACAGUUCACCAUUAGAGGAGUGCUCUGAUUGUCAGCGGACAUAAGAAUGGUGUUAUUGGAGCUGCACCAUAAGCAAACUGUUUUUUUGGGGAUGCAGUAAUCUUCAGCACA
Molecule: messenger RNA, 1919 nt
Organism: Oncorhynchus gorbuscha (pink salmon)
Lineage: Eukaryota; Metazoa; Chordata; Actinopteri; Salmoniformes; Salmonidae
Gene: nampt2
Product: nicotinamide phosphoribosyltransferase 2
Exons: 11
Coding region: 212-1708 (498 amino acids)
Biological process (GO): NAD+ biosynthetic process
Molecular function (GO): nicotinamide phosphoribosyltransferase activity
Source: RefSeq, a predicted model, not a curated record